AUGUUUGGCAAACUUUGGUUCUUAUGUUUCUUAGGGUUUCUCUUGCUGGAUGGUUCAUCCUCUGUAAAGGAUGGCAAGUUUGGAUGCUCUUCUGAUGACCCAAAAACGGUUCUCAACAUCGGAGUUAUUGCUGAUAAUAGCUCAAGGGUUGGAAGAGAACAAAUAAUUGCCAUUCAAAUGGCUGUCAAAGAUUAUAUUUUCACUUCAUGUUAUAAGAUGGAGCUUCUCCUUGUCGAUUCACCCCAGAACUCCGCUCAGGCAACCGCCACGAGUUUGGAUUUAAUUAGUAACAAGGAAGUAAAAGCUAUGUUUGGAACAUUAACAAUGGAGGAGGUAUCUCUAAUCUUUGAGCUUAAUAAAACCUCCAUGAAUGUCCCUAUUAUAUCUUUAUCUUUAUCUUCCUUAGUACCACCACCAUGGCCGCCAAAUCAACUGCUGCCGCCGACGUUCAUUCAAAUGUCAAACGAUAUCACCCACGAAAUGCAAUGCAUCACAUCUACAAUUGGCAACUUCCAUUGGCGAAGAGUCAGUGUAAUUUAUGAACAGAAAAAUGGCUUCUCCACCAAUAUGGCCAUUUUAAACCUCCUCUCCAAUUCACUUGAAGAUGUCUACGCAAAAAUUGAAAACCAUCUUCCUUUCUCUUUACUUGAUCCAGAGCCUUUAAUUGAACAAAAGCUAAUGAACCUUAGCACUAAUAGCAAUAGGGUUUUUGUUUUAGUGCAAUCUUCAACGGAACUGGCUACCCUUCUCUUCAAAAAAGCCAAAAAAUUAAACAUGAUGGCAAAUGGGUAUGUAUGGAUUGUUGGGGGUGAGAUAGCCAAUCUUGUUGAUUCUUUAUAUUCAUCUACUUUCACUAAUUUGCAAGGUGUUAUUGGGUGUAAGGUUUAUUUUGAAGAAAAUGAAAAUUCUUUCAAGGAAUUUAGGACCAAAUUUAGAAGGAAUUAUAUGUCUAAUUUCCCUGAGGAUGAAGGACAAGGUGACCCAAGUAUCUAUGCACUUAGAGCUUAUGAUGCAUAUUGGGCCAUUGCCACUGUCUUGGAUGAAUUGAAAGGAAACCCUAAUGGAAUGAUUGAACAAUGGCCUAAAAAAGUUUUGAGAAGUAAAAUUGAAGGUUUGAGUGGGAUUGUGAGCUUUAAGAAUUGCAUAUUGUCAACUUUACCUACUUUCCAAAUCAUUAAUGUUAUUGGCAGAAGCUAUAAACAGAUUGCAUUUUGGUCACCCAAGUUUGGAUUUUUUGAGGGGAAUAAUACAAGUUCCAGAAAUGCCACGAUGGAUUUAUCGACCUCAGUCAUUUGGCCAGGUAAUGCAAAAACGAUACCAAAAGGAUGGGAGUUUAGCUAUGGAGACAAAGCAUUGAAGAUUGGCGUUCCAACAACAGCUGCCUUCAAAGAAUUUGUAAGAGUGAACUACAAUCACACAGAUGGACCUCAUAUUUCUGGCUUCUCCAUUGCCGUAUUUCAAGCAGUUGCAACCAAUUUGCCUUACUUCUUACCAUACAAUUUCAUCCCAUUCGAUGGCCCUUACGACGAUUUGCUAAAAAAAGUCUAUACCAAGGAUUUUGAUGGAGCAGUGGGAGAUUUUGGAAUAUUUGCAGAUCGAUUGAAGUACGUGGAUUUUUCAGAGCCAUAUUUGGAUAAUGCAGCAGUGAUGAUAGUGAAAGAAAAGCCACUGAAAUGGACGAAAUUAUGGCUUUUCAUGAAAGCUUUCACCGCCAAAAUGUGGGUCAUUAUGCUUUCCAUGCAUGUUUUUGUGAGUUCUUCCAUUUGGCUCAUUGAACGUAAGCAUAACGAUGCAUUGAAAGGAGUUGGAAACAUGCUUUGGUUCUCCGUUUCCGUCAUCUUUUAUGUGCAUAGAGAACCAGUAAAGAAUGGGUUGGCUCGUAUGGUGUUGGGGCCGUGGCUAUUUGCGAUCCUUAUAAUAACGGCAAGUUUCACGGCCAGUCUAUCGUCGAUGAUGACACUCUCGAGGUCCCAACCAUGGUUUCUGGACAUAGAAACUCUAAGGCUGAAGAAUGCCACAGUGGGUUGCAACAAAAACUCAGUAAUGGUGAGAUUUUUGUCACAAGUGUUGUUACUUCCUCCAGAGAAAAUCAAGCAAAUUCCGUCUGUGGAUUUGUUCCCACAUGCUUUGGAAAAGGGAGAGAUUCAAGCAGCUUUCUUCUCGGGUCCCCAUGCAAAAGUCUUUCUUGCAAAACACUGCAAAUAUUACACCCAAGCCACCAUCUUCAAGCUCGUCGGCAUGGGUUUUGCUUUCCCGAAAGGGUCUCCGUUGACGGUGGACAUAUCGGCCUCCAUUGCAGAGCUGAUAGAAAGGAGAGAAAUGCCAGACUUGGAGUCCACAUUACUAUCUACUUUCAACUGCUCCUUGAACGACAACGACCCGGACGGGUCGGGUUUAGGACCCGAACCCUUCGCCGGUUUAUUCCUAAUUGCUGGUGCCAUUGCUUUUGGGGCUCUUCUAUUUACCGCCGCUCGUCUUAUCUUGAUGAAGUUGGGCUGGAUCAAACAACAGCCCGCUACAUCCAAAGCCCAAAGCCCCAUUUAG
Molecule: messenger RNA, 2544 nt
Organism: Benincasa hispida (wax gourd)
Lineage: Eukaryota; Viridiplantae; Streptophyta; Magnoliopsida; Cucurbitales; Cucurbitaceae
Product: glutamate receptor 2.5-like
Cellular component (GO): membrane
Molecular function (GO): ligand-gated monoatomic ion channel activity
Source: RefSeq, a predicted model, not a curated record